AUGGUUGUAAACUUCCAAGAACUUGCUAGACCAUACAAGAAUGAGUUUAGCGAACAAGACAUUCAACACUACAUCGAAGUCUUUAAAAAGUUUGACAAGGACGGUAAUGGUUCGAUCGAUGUUCAAGAAUUGGAAUCAAUUACCAGUGAUUUGGGUGAAAAGAUUCCACAUGUUGAACUUCAAGCUCAAAUCAAUGAAGUUGACCACGAUGGUAAUGGGGCAAUUGAGUUUGGUGAGUUCUUAGAGGUUAUUAAACAUUUGAAGAAGGGUAAACACUCUGCAUUCUCACAACAUGUUGUAACUCGUUUGGCUACUGCCACUGGUACACAUUCAUUCUCUGAGGAGGAGAAGGUCUCGUUUGCUGAGCAUAUGAAUAGCGUGCUCUCGGGUGACGCUGUUGCUGAUGCUCGUCUCCCAAUCAAUCCAAACAACAUGGAUCUGUUCGAGAAAGUAAAGGACGGUAUUCUUCUUUGCAAACUUAUCAACUAUGCCGUUCCAGACACCAUUGACGAGCGUGCUCUCAACACCAAGACCGGUAUGAACAAAUACCAAAUGACCGAGAACGGUAACAUCGUUGUCAACUCUGCCAAAGCGAUCGGUUGUUCAGUUGUAAACAUUGGUGCCAAUGAUAUCAAUGCUGGUACAGAACAUUUGAUUUUGGGUCUUGUAUGGCAAAUCUUGAGAAUUGGAUUGCUUUCACAAAUUUCGCUUGCUCAUCACCCAGAGUUGUUCCGUUUGUUGGAACCAGGAGAAUCUAUUGAGGAUCUCUUGAAGUUACCAGCUGAGCAAAUCUUGCUUCGUUGGUUCAACUAUCACCUCAAGAAGGCCGGUCACUCACGUAAGGUCACUAACUUCUCUGGUGAUAUCAAGGACAGUGAGUGCUACACUAUUCUCCUCAACCAAUUGGCUCCCGCACAAUGCGACAAGUCGCCUCUAGAGACUUCAGAUCCACAAGAGCGUGCCAAACGUUUAUUAGAUCAAGCAGAGAAGAUCAACUGUCGUAAAUUCGUCAAACCAAAUGACAUUGUUAAAGGAAAUCCAAAACUAAAUCUUGCAUUUGUUGCUAACUUGUUCAAUACAAUUCCAGGAUUGGAACCACUCACUGAAGAAGAGAAAGCUGGUCUCGAUGCUUUCUUGUUCAACUCUGAGGGUACACGUGAGGCAAGAUGUUUCGCAUUGUGGAUUAACUCUUUGGGUAUCGAUCCGUUUGUCAACAACUUGUUCCAAGACUUGCGUGACGGUUUGGUCAUUCUCAGAGUACUCGAUAAGAUCAACCCAGGUUGUGUCGACUGGAAAAAAGUCAAUGAGAAAGUACCGAUGAUCAAGUUCAAGCAAGUCGAGAACUGUAACUAUGCCGUCAACAUUGCCAAGGACAUGAAGUUCUCGUUGGUCGGUAUCGGUGGUACCGAUAUCCACGACGGCAAUCAAACAUUGACACUCGCAUUGGUAUGGCAAAUGAUGCGUUACAACGUCAUGUCCAUUCUCAAGUCACUCUCGAAUCGUACCGGUCGUGAUAUCACUGACAGCGAGCUAGUCAAGAUGGCCAAUGACCGUGUCAAGACCUCUGGAAAGAACUCGAGAAUGGAGAGCUUCCAAGACAAGUCUCUCACCGACUCUAUCUUCUUCCUCGACCUCCUCAACUCCAUUAGAAACUGCGUCGACUACAACCUCGUUCAUCGUGGUAGCAUCUCUGAAGAAGAGAAACUCCUCAAUGCCAAAUACACAAUCUCUAUCACCCGUAAACUCGGUGGCUGUAUCUUCCUAUUGCCAGAGGACAUUGUUGAGGUUAAAUCAAAGAUGAUAUUGACCCUUAUUGCAUCCAUCCUCUCUGUCGCUCAACAACAACAACAUUAA
Molecule: messenger RNA, 1854 nt
Organism: Heterostelium album PN500
Lineage: Eukaryota; Evosea; Eumycetozoa; Acytosteliales; Acytosteliaceae
Gene: fimD
Product: actin binding protein
Exons: 5
Coding region: 1-1854 (617 amino acids)
Biological process (GO): actin filament bundle assembly; actin filament network formation
Cellular component (GO): actin filament bundle; actin filament; cytoplasm
Molecular function (GO): actin filament binding; calcium ion binding
Source: RefSeq, a predicted model, not a curated record